CAUUAUUUUCAGUUCAGCGUACAAUGCAGAAGGCAGGGUACAAUCUAUAAUUUAUAACUGUUUACAUAUAAUGGACAUCGAAUUUAAUAGCAUCAAACUGGUGCUUGCUAAAUGUGCAUGAAGGAAAGACAUGAAUAAUGAAUAUGAAGGUGAAAAAGGUGGAGAAACAGACGGAGAUAUAAAAGUGACUACAAAUAGUCAGUCAAAAUAAUAGUGUGGAAGUGUUCUAGCUGAAGAAAUAUUUUACUUAAAACGUAAUAAUAAUAUCAAUAAUACAUAGCAUAAAAUGACCAAUAAUAAAAAUCAUAAAAUAAUUUAUAAGUAAAAAAUUCAGAAAAAAACAAAAUAUUGUAAAGUCAGGAAACAAUAAAUCAUUCAGUCCCCAAAAAAUAGCCAAAGCAGUACAGGUACUUAAAAAUCUUAAAGACACAAGAAAAAUAACAAUUAGUAGCAGAAGGAAUUCAGCUGUUAACUCUUGCUCUAAAAUUUAUAUUUACAGCUUGUUAACUUUUAAAAUAAUGUUGUUGUUUUUUUUUUUGUUGUUUUCUUUUUCUGUUCAGAUACAGAUCUGUCUACAUUUUCUGUUCGCUCCCAGAAGGGAAGUCGCGACCCGAUCACGUGUCUGUCGUCUGCCACAACGACUCUGUGCCCAACCUCCUACAGAUCACUUAUCAGUACAAGGGACCUCACCGCUAUCAGUUCUCCAUGUGUGUGUCCCCUGUCUUCUGCGGUUACAACAUCUGGCGACAGUCGCUGGAGUCGAUGGAGAUGGCCCGGAUGUUAGGAGUGGAUCACGUCAACGUCUACGUCGAGAAAGCGGGACGCAACCUGACCCGGGUUCUGCAGUACUACGUCGAUCAGGGUUUCAUGAGUGUUUUCCCUUGGAACGACAUCCCUUCUAAUGUCCACGCCCAUGCGCAGGUAGGCUGCAUGCACGAUUGUCUUCUGCGCAUGCGCUACGUGACCAAGUACGUCGUGUUCAUCGACCUCGACGAGCUCAUCAUACUUCGCACCAACAACACGCUGAGAGAGAUGGUGGAGCACGUGCUGAAACAGACAAAGGAUGCCGACAAGGUGGGAGCUAUCAUGGUGAGGAACUCCUUUUUCCACCACGCUCCUCAGGAGAAGAUCAACAUCACUGACACUUACCUGCAGGCCAACCUUACCAGAGGGCUGUUCACCAAAGCUCGUCUCUACGACCUUAAAAGCGUUUUGAUGCAGUUUCGUGGGAAGGCGUGGAAACCGCCGCAACGCUGUCGAACCAUCGCCGAUCCACUGAGGGUGGACACGAUGGCUGUUCAUUAUCCACAGACGAUGUUCGGUAACUUCAAGGUGAUCGUGGUGGACCCCAAGAUUGGCUUGUUGCACCAUUAUCGUUAUGGGUGGCACAAUGAGGACACAGUAAGGGACACAACUGCUCACAGGUUAACUCCCAUUCUUGUCAACAGACUGGAGGCUGUUUAUAAGCAGUUGCCUUGAAACCUGCUGAUGACCAUAGGAGAUAACAAAGUGAUUAGUACUUACGUUAUAUCACACCUGUGUAUGAUACCUAACGUUGAUGCGAACCCAAAUUGAUAUAAUUAUUUGUAUGUAGUUGAAUAUUUAUAGUCUCUUCAAAAAUAUUACUUAACACUUCUCGCAUACAGGACCUCUGUGAAAGUCAUUGUAAUUGAAAAGUGGUCAAAUGUUUGUCCAUCUCUCUUUUGACAGAUUUUAAAAUAUAUGUUUUCUUUCAGGGAGUCAAAGACAUUCCCGCCAAAGGUUUCCCAUAUGUAUAUUUGCGUAUUGUCUUGGCCUGUGACGUAUGACAGUAACAUGUGCUCUUUGGUUUCCUUACACCUACAUUUUCAAAAGCUUUAAGUGGACACCUUCUCAUAAAAUACCCAUAAAUGUUACUGCUGUGUCACAACCUCAUCACGCGGGAUUGCGAAGCGUUCUUUCUCUCAACUCACAAACGAUCAAUCAGCAGGGAAUUUUUCCAUAUUAUAACAGUUUACAGAUUAACUAUUAUGGGUUUUAGCUAUCAUUAUAAGAGUUGACAAAUAAACAAACACUUUUACACAUGCAAUCCUCAGGUAAGGCCACGAGGGAUAAUUAGCAUAUUACUCCAGACUCGCCCCUCUCAAUCUCUCAGUUUCUAAGUUUGAUAUGUCGGCCGGCGACACUGCCACAGGAAUCUCAGGAAUUAACUCUCUUCAUUCCCACAAAUAGUUAACCCUCCUCAGCAGGUUAGGGUUAAACGUGAUCAAAUAAUGUCUCAAGCACGCACAGAGAGAGAGAGACUGAGUGGGUCGGUGGAAACGAUGGCCGUUCACCAUCCAGAGACUAUGUUCGGUGACUUCAAGGAGAUUUUUGUGGACCCGGAUGUUGGCCUGUUGCACCACUAUCGUUUGUGGAGGUACCGUGAAAACACAGCAAGAUACAUUCACUCCACAAGUUUACUCCCUUCCUCGUGCGAAGAAUCGACAUCAUUUACAAACAGUUAGGUUUGCCAGGCAUCCCAGAGACUAAGAAAACUUUGACUGUCCAUGUCCUUUGUUUUAAAGGGAAAAGGUCUUUUAAAAAAGGGUUAGUAAAACCUUUUGAAUGCAACAGAAAAUUAAGAUUUUAUAAUAGGAAAUGUAGUGAUAUGUGAAUGUUUGAGAUCAAAUAUGACCUCAUUAACUUGCUAUCAUUAGACCUCAAGUAGCACGAAGUUUUCCAGUUUAAAGUGAAUUGGAAGUAAGUACAUGUGUCAGUGCAUGUCCUGAUCGCCGCAGAUUUAUACUGAAUGCUCUCCCUUGACAUUCAUGUUCUCUCCUUCCUACCCCACCCACUCCAAUUUUGUUCUUCGCUCCCUUUCUGAAAAGUGAAAAAAGAAACAUUCAAAUAUAAAAUGUGUAAUACGUUUCUCGAAUAUCCAUAUAGGGCUAGAUGUAAAAAAAAAACAAUAACUUUUGCUUUUUCUGUUACCUUCGAUUUGUCAACAAUAAGGUAAAAAAGCUUUGUUCCACCCUGGCUUUCAUUUUGUCAGACAUUCUUAAAACCAUAUUGAAACAUAUAUAAUCAAAGCUCAAAGUCCAAAAAAGUUUACUAAGAACCCUCAGAGGGCAUGUUGUUCAGUUUACUUUGUUAAACUAUUAAAAUUAUAGUCAAGGUAAUAACCUGAGCAUUUUGACUAUGUGCAUAGACGCCACACAACUGGCAGACGAUAAACUAAUCAAAGGGACGUAAGCCACAAAAAAAGUUUCGCCUGUUAUCUCCCAUGUCUUAGUGUUUUGUUAGUUUCCUGAUCCGCACUGAAAACUU
This is a messenger RNA of Pomacea canaliculata, 3288 nucleotides long. RefSeq names its product glycosyltransferase family 92 protein F13G3.3-like. NCBI's taxonomy places the organism in Eukaryota, Metazoa, Mollusca, Gastropoda, Architaenioglossa, Ampullariidae. The transcript has a single exon. Bases 706 to 1479 code for a protein of 257 amino acids. The record is from RefSeq and is a predicted model, not a curated record.